This is a messenger RNA of Purpureocillium lilacinum, 567 nucleotides long. RefSeq lists its product as uncharacterized. NCBI's taxonomy places the organism in Eukaryota, Fungi, Ascomycota, Sordariomycetes, Hypocreales, Ophiocordycipitaceae. Gene Ontology annotation, molecular function: lysozyme activity. The record is from RefSeq and is a predicted model, not a curated record. Gene Ontology annotation, biological process: peptidoglycan catabolic process; cell wall macromolecule catabolic process.
AUGGUUCAAAUCUCGACUCAGACUGCCAUCGUCACCCUCCUGGGCAUCGCCUCGGGCGUCCAGGGCUGCGCCGCGCCCAAGGCCAACCAGCCCUCCAUCGACCUCGUCGCCGAAUUUGAGGGCUUCAACCCCAACGUCUACAAGGACCCCGUCGGCAAGGACACCGUCGGCUACGGCCACCUCUGCCAGCAGGCCGGGUGCGCCGAGGUCAAGUACCCGAUCCCCCUGUCGGUCGAGGACGGCAAGAAGCUCCUCAGCGACGACCUGGCUGUUGCCGAGACUUGCAUCACCAUGUCGACGGCGCAGCCCGUGACGCUCAACGCCAACCAGUACGGCGCGCUCGUGAGCUGGGCGUUCAACAUUGGCUGCCCGCAGGCGCGCAGCUCGGAUCUCAUCCAGGGGCUCAACGCGGGCCGCGCUCCGGGUGACAUUGUACCCAUUGAGCUGCCCAAGUGGAACAAGGCGGGCGGUCAGGUCCUGCCUGGUCUGGUUCGUCGCCGUAAGGCUGAGCUGGACCUGUUUAACACGGCGACUGGCGAUGGUGCGCUGCCAGCUCCUGGCUGCUAA